Messenger RNA from Oncorhynchus kisutch (coho salmon), 3111 nucleotides. RefSeq names its product protein S (gene pros1). The record is from RefSeq and is a predicted model, not a curated record. The transcript has 14 exons. Lineage: Eukaryota; Metazoa; Chordata; Actinopteri; Salmoniformes; Salmonidae. Gene Ontology annotation, molecular function: calcium ion binding; steroid binding. The coding region runs from base 153 to 2174 and encodes 673 amino acids. Gene Ontology annotation, cellular component: extracellular region.
UUAAUGCUGUUCACGACACACACGUCUCCCUCCUCUCCUCUCUCCGCUCCCGGUCCAGUCCCAGCUCCCUCUCCACUGAACAGGCGAAAACAUUUUCGGGAAGAUUAAAGUUUUUGUCGCGGACCUGAGCUGUUCCGAGGAUCGGUUUUAUUAUGUGGAGAAAUAAACAUAGUUUAUUAGGAGAAUCGGUGGCUUGUUUCAUCUUUCUGGUGGCGCUUUGCGAUGCUCAUCGAUUCCUAACUCAGAACAGGGCCUCCCAGUUUCUGUCUCGGCACCGCAGGGCCAACUCCAUGUUUGAGGAGAGUAAGAAAGGUAACCUGGAGAGAGAAUGUAUCGAGGAACUGUGCAACAAGGAGGAGGCACGGGAGAUCUUUGAGAACUACCCAGAGACGGAACACUUCUAUCCUCAAUAUGUCUUUUGUCUGGGUUCACAUCGUGUGGGCAUCAACAACCAGAACUCUGGAGACUCCAACGUCCCUUCAAACCUCAGAACCUGUGUCAAAGAGAUCAGUGACCAGUGCCUUCCGUUUCCGUGUUACAAGGAGGGUUCUGAACGCUGCAUCGAUGGCCAGGCCUCCUUCACCUGUCAGUGUCGACCAGGCUGGAAGGGGCCGCGCUGUGAGGAUGACAUUGACGAGUGUUCAGACCCAGAUCACCAAGCCGGCUGCAACCAGAAGUGUUACAACUCCCCCGGGAGCUUCCGUUGUAUGUGUGACGAUGGGUACCGGUUCAGAACCAGCGAGAAGAUCCACUGUACAGAUAUCAAUGAGUGUCUGCUGUACCCCAGUAUCUGUGAAGAACCGGCUAAAUGUGUCAACAACCCUGGCAUGUAUGAGUGCCAGUGUCCCCCGGGCUUCAGUUACAACUUCACCUUGCGUUCCUGUUUGGAUGUCGACGAGUGCGAGGUGGGCGUGUGUGAGGGCGUGUGUGUGAACACGAUAGGUAGCUACUCCUGCCGCUGCGAAGGUCGUCAGGGCCUGCGGUUAGCGGAGGACCAGCGCUCCUGCGAGGAGGUGCCGGUGUGUGUCCAGCUCUACGACUACAAACACUCUGAGAUGCUAUACCUGGGAGAACAAUUUACCGGAGGGCCUGUCAUAUACCUCCGCUUCAGACUACCGGAGAACACCAAGUUUGCUGCAGAGUUUGACUUCCGUACGUUUGAUCCAGAAGGGGUGGUUCUGUACGCAGAGUCUUCCCAGGACUCAUGGUUCAUGCUGGGGCUGAGGGGAGGACGGAUCGAGGUCCAGUUCAAGACCCAGCACUCCCUGAAGGUCACCAGCGGGGGCAAGGCCAUCAACGACGGACAGUGGCAUGUGAUCUCAGUAGAUGAACUAGAGUCCAGUAUCAGUGUUAAGAUCAGUAAGGAAGCUGUGAUGAGCAUCAACAGCCCUGAGAGUCUCUUUACGUCCAUUAACGGGAAACUGGAGACCAAGGUGUACAUCGCAGGGCUGCCCAACCGCACCGACAGCGUCAUCAAACCGAUCAACCCUCGUCUGGACGGGUGUAUCCGGGGCUGGAACCUGAUGAACCAGGGGGCGUCUGGGGUCAAAGAGGUUAUUCAGGAGAAGAAGAGUAAACACUGUUUCCUGCACGUAGAGAGAGGAACCUACUUCACUGGGGCAGGACUGGCUCACUUCAACGUAGACUACAGGGAGUCAGGGAGCUGGAGGGUGGCUCUGAAGAUGCAUAUCCGUCCGUCCAGCAGUACAGGAGUCCUCUUCGCUCUGGUCCUCAACGAUACCGUCCCCCUGUCUGUCGCCGUGGUUACACAAGGACCUGACGAAGCUGACCUGCAGGUGUUCCUGGAUGGAGUGUCCGUGGCAACGCUGCAGUCGUUGAUGUUGUGUUACCCGGACCGUCUGUCUGUAGAACUGACUGUCACCCCCACUAGCCUGGAGAUCGUCGCCAACACCUCCACCUGGUCCUACAGCCUCCCUGACGGGGCGCUGGAUCGACUCAACAACACAAUGAUGACACACUCUGUCAGGACAUGUAUAGGAGGACUUCCAGAUGAGGUCCCAGUCUCCGCCACCCCAGUGACAGCCUACUACCACGGCUGUAUGGACGUCACCGUCAACGCUCGACUGUUAGACUUCGAUGAGGCAGACAGUAAACACAACAGCAUUAAGUCCCACUCCUGUCCCCCUGUCUCGCCCCCCCAAGACACUCUCUGACGACCCCCCCCACCACCACUCACCCUACAGGAAGUGACCUCACAGCCAGGUCGACCAAUCACCACACAUCUCUGUCCUGAGGCCCACAUCUGUGUAUAUGAUCCUCUACCUAAUGAUUAGGAGGAGGGGGAGGGAGGGGGGUAGGGGGAGAGGAAGGGAGGGAAGAAAGGAGUGGGGGAGGGAGAGAGGGAAGAAAGGGGGAGGGAGGGGGGAGUGGAAGGGAGACGGGGGAGGGAGAGAUGAUGGGUGGACUUGCACAAUGCAGUCAUUUCUGUUUAUUUAGUUUCCUGCACUCUUUGUUAGACUGUUUUUGAAGGUUUCAUAUUUUUCAUUGGACACAUUGCCCUCACCCUCACCAUCACCCCACCAUGGUUUGUAUUGCCGUGAAAUAAACACCAGGCUCUGUUCCUGUGAAGAAGAGGAGUUACCAAAACAUGUUGCCAUGGACACUGACUGUUCCAGCAUCACUGGUUCUGUUGCCAUAGACACGGACUGUUCCAGCAUCACUUGUUCUGUUGCCAUAGACACUGACUGUUCUAGCAUCACUGGUUCUGUUGCCAUAGACACUGACUGUUCCAGCAUCACUUGUUCUGUUGCCAUAGACACUGACUGUUCCAGCAUCACUGGUUCUGUUUCCAUAGACACGGACUAAUCCAGCAUUACUUGUUCUGUUGCCAUAGACACUGACUGUUCCAGCAUCACUGGUUCUGUUGCCUUAGACACGGACUAAUCCAGCAUUACUUGUUCUGUUGCCAUAGACACUGACUGUUCCAGCAUCACUGGUUCUGUUGCCAGGGGUUCCAUAGACAUGUAGUGAAACAGCUGAGCUCUGGAAGGUUCUGAUACAGUGGACCUGGGAUACAUGGUUCUGGUAUAUACAGUCGGAAGUUUACAUACACUUAGGUUGGAGUCAUUAAAACUUGUUUUUCAACCACUC